Molecule: messenger RNA, 417 nt
Organism: Nicotiana tabacum (common tobacco)
Lineage: Eukaryota; Viridiplantae; Streptophyta; Magnoliopsida; Solanales; Solanaceae
Source: RefSeq, a predicted model, not a curated record
AUGGCUCCAAAGUUAGAAAACCCCGGUGCAUUUACAAUUCUGUGCGCUAUUGGUAGUGCCGAUUUUGCCAAAGCUUUGUGUGAUUUGAGGGCAAGCAUUAACUUGAUGCCAUAUUCUGUGUUCAAGACAUUAGGGAUUGGUCAACCAAGUCCCAUAUCCAUGAGAUUGCAAAUGUCGGAUAGGAUGGGGAUAAUCGAUGAUGUGCUAGUUUUGAUCGACAAGUUCAUACUUCCCGCAGAUUUUGUGAUACUUGACUGUAAGGUUGACUACGAGUCAGUGAGGCAGCCUAAUAGUAAUGACGUGUGUUCGUUUGUGGAUCUUGUGACCGAGGUGAUUGUUGAAGAUACAAGUGUUGUGAUUAAUGUAGAAGAACCUUUGGAAGCUGUGUUGUUGAAUUAUGAUGUGGAUGAGAAGUAA